AUGCCGUCCAUCACGACCCGCACCUACGCCGAACGGGCUGCCAAGCACCCCGUCCCGGUCGCAAAGCAGUUGCUCGACAUCUGCGACCGCAAAAAGACCAACCUCUGCGUUUCAGUCGACGUGACGAGCAAGGCGGGCCUGCUCAGGAUCGCAGAGGCUGCCGGCCCGUACUGCUGCUGCAUCAAGACCCACAUCGACAUCGUCGAGGACUUUGACCGGGAUCUCGUUCAGCAACUGCAGGCUCUCGCAGACAAGCACGAUUUUCUGAUUUGGGAGGACCGCAAGUUUGCCGACAUCGGCAACACCGUUCGGCUGCAGUACUCGUCCGGUAUCUACAAGAUCGCAUCCUGGGCGCACAUCACCAACGCCCACUUGGUCCCCGGCGAGGGCAUCCUGACGGGCCUCGCAUCCGUCGGUCUGCCCCUUGGCCGCGGUCUCCUGCUUCUCGCCGAGAUGAGCGCCAAGGGCAACCUCGCGACUGGCGAGUACACGGCCAAGAAUGUCGAGGCGGCGAGGCGGCAUCCUGAAUUCGUGAUGGGCUUCGUUGCGAUGCGGAGGGUGGACGAGCGGGAAGAGACGGCUGGCGGUGUUGCGCCGGGAGAAGGGGCCGACUACGUCAUCAUGACGCCCGGCGUCGGACUCGACUCGAAGGGCGACGGCAUGGGCCAGCAGUACCGUACACCCGACGAGGUCAUCCGCGAGUCCGGCUGCGACGUUAUCAUCGUCGGUCGGGGUAUCUACGGCGGCGGCGACGGCAACCCUAACGAAGAGAUCGUCAAGCAGUGCAAGCGGUAUCAGGAGGCGGGCUGGAAGGCGUACGAGGACAGGCUGAGGCAGUGA
This is a messenger RNA of Rhodotorula toruloides NP11, 840 nucleotides long. Its product is annotated as orotidine-5'-phosphate decarboxylase. Gene Ontology annotation, biological process: 'de novo' UMP biosynthetic process; 'de novo' pyrimidine nucleobase biosynthetic process. NCBI's taxonomy places the organism in Eukaryota, Fungi, Basidiomycota, Microbotryomycetes, Sporidiobolales, Sporidiobolaceae. Gene Ontology annotation, molecular function: orotidine-5'-phosphate decarboxylase activity. The transcript is spliced from 4 exons. The coding region runs from base 1 to 840 and encodes 279 amino acids. The record is from RefSeq and is a predicted model, not a curated record. Gene Ontology annotation, cellular component: cytosol.